AUGAGAAGACCUAAAUCCAAGCAGUUUCGCAAACAACAACGCCUCUCAGAAGAAGAUGAGAUUAAGCAAUUGAAUUCAUGGAUUCAGUUCCAGAAACCAGAUUCCGGUUCCAACCCAAUGUCUCUUCCACCUCUCCCCAAAAACUCCCCCGUCGGUCACCUCGGCGACAAUACGUUCUCCCGCUACGCCGGCGUCGUGCGGUUUGAGCAGUUGCCACUGUCGAAGAAAACUAAAGACGCAUUGCGAAGCUCCAAGUUCGUUUCCAUGACUGAUAUUCAAAGAGCUUCUCUUCCUCAUGCACUCUGUGGCCGUGAUGUUCUCGGUGCCGCGAAAACUGGCUCCGGGAAAACACUUGCUUUCAUUAUCCCAGUGUUGGAGAAAUUGUAUAGAGAGAGAUGGGGACCUGAAGAUGGGGUUGGGAGCAUAAUAAUAUCACCUACAAGAGAAUUAGCUGGUCAGAUAUUCGAGGUGUUGAAUUCUGUCGGGAAGUACCAUGGUUUUAGUGCUGGUCUCCUCAUUGGUGGUCGUAAGGAUGUUGACACUGAGAAAGAACGUGUCAACGAGCUCAACAUUUUGAUCUGCACACCUGGUCGCCUUCUACAACACAUGGAUGAAACUCCUAAUUUUGAUUGUUCACAGAUGCAGGUUUUGGUACUAGAUGAGGCUGAUCGUAUUCUUGACAGUGGAUUCAAGAAGGCACUAAAUGCAAUCAUCUCACAGUUACCAAAACGUAGGCAAACUAUGCUUUUCUCAGCAACUCAAACAAAGUCAGUUCAAGAUCUUGCAAGACUAAGUUUGAAGGACCCAGAGUAUCUGAGUGUACACGAAGAGUCUGUGGCUGCCACUCCUACUCUCUUGAAGCAAAUUGUGAUGAUUGUUCCUCUGGAUCAAAAGUUAGAUAUGCUGUGGACUUUUAUAAAGACUCAUCUACAGUUCAAAACAAUUGUCUUUCUAUCAAGCUGUAAACAGGUAAAUUAUGUGUAUGAGGCAUUUAGAAAACUUCACCCUGGCAUACCGUUGAAGUGCCUCCAUGGGAGGAUGAAACAGGAAAAAAGAAUGGCAAUAUAUUCCGAUUUCUGUGAGAAUCGGUCAGUUCUCUUCUCAACUGAUGUGGCUGCAAGAGGUCUUGAUUUUAAUAAAGCAGUUGACUGGGUUGUUCAGGUAGAUUGUCCUGAAAAUGUAGCAUCUUACAUACAUAGAGUUGGCCGUACUGCUCGUUAUAAAUCUGAUGGAAAGUCAGUUUUAUUUCUAUUGCCUUCAGAAACUCAAAUGCUUGAAAAGUUAGAAGCAGCAAAGGUUCCGGUGCAUUUAGUCAAGCCAAAGAAAGAAAAACUGCAACCAGUGUCCAGCUUGUUGGCAUCUUUACUAGUCAAAUACCCAGAACUUCAGCAGCGAGCCCAAAGGGCAUUUGUCACCUACUUGAGAUCCAUCCAUCUCCAAAAGGAUAAAGAGAUCUUUGAUAUUUUGAAACUUCCUAUUGACGAGUAUUCAGCAUCAUUAGGUCUACCGAUGACCCCCAAAAUUCGUUUUAUAAACCAGAAACUUAAAUCUAAAGCCGUGUCAACAAAAUCAGAUUUAGCUGAACUAGUGGAUCCAAACCAGGAAAAUGUCUUAGAAGGUUCUAGAGAAAAGCUAGACACAAUUGUUUUCAAAGACGAAGAAAUUGAAAAUGAUCUUCUUCAAGCAGCUGAUACCUCAAAAGAAGACGACACAAAGUCAGCUGAUAUUGGAGAACUAAUACCAGCAACUCGUUUAUUAAAGAAAAAAAAGCUCAAGAUUAAUUUGCAUAGGCCACUGGGUAGUCGAGUUGUAUUCGAUGAUGAAGGCAACACACUUCCUCCACUAGCCAGGAUUGCUGGCACACAAAGUGGCAAGGAUUCAUUGCUAAUUGAUCCAGAACAAAAAGCUGAAUACUAUAAAAGGAUGCGAGAGGAUUUGAAGAAGGCAGACAAGGAAGACAAACUUGUAGAGCGUCAGCGACUUAGAGAAAAAAGAACCAAGCAGAAAAUGAAAUGGAAGACUGAUAAUAUGGACGAAGAGGACAACCGAGAUAAUAUCUCUGGGUCAGAAGACGAAACUGUAAAUAAACACCAUAAAAAGAGUAAAAUAUACUUUGAUAGUGACAGUGACGAGGGUGAAAGAAAAGAAGUCCCAGGUAAUCAAGGUAUUACUUUGCAGGAGCAAGAAGCAUUGGCUUUGAAGUUGUUGCAGUCCAUGCAAGCGUAG
This is a messenger RNA of Lathyrus sativus (Indian pea), 2226 nucleotides long. The record is from the annotation of a GenBank genome assembly. Lineage: Eukaryota; Viridiplantae; Streptophyta; Magnoliopsida; Fabales; Fabaceae.